Molecule: messenger RNA, 1050 nt
Organism: Eimeria acervulina
Lineage: Eukaryota; Apicomplexa; Conoidasida; Eucoccidiorida; Eimeriidae
Product: co-chaperone GrpE, putative
Exons: 5
Coding region: 1-1050 (349 amino acids)
Biological process (GO): protein import into mitochondrial matrix; protein folding
Cellular component (GO): PAM complex, Tim23 associated import motor
Molecular function (GO): protein homodimerization activity; protein-folding chaperone binding; adenyl-nucleotide exchange factor activity
Source: RefSeq, a predicted model, not a curated record
AUGCAUUUCUUUCAAUUAGCUACGCGCAUUAGGGGGGGCCCUCGCGUGGCUGCUCGCGUUGGGUUCAGGGGGCCUCGCAGUACCUGCAGCAGCAGCAGCAGCAGCAGCAACAGCAGCAGCAGCAGCAACAGCAGUCACUUUACUGGCGCGCUCUCCUUUCCUCUAAACCCUAGGGCUUUAAACCCUCAAACCCUAAACCCUAGAGCUGCUGUGGGCUCUUCUUUAAGCUGCUCUCCGCUGCGGGGCCUCGCGGGGGUUCAGCUCCCAAAGGCAGCAGCAGCAGCAGCAGCAGCAGCAGAUGGUCCUGCUGCAGCAGCGUUUCGUUUCCUCACUAGCAGCAGCCGCAGCAGCAGCAACAACAACAACUACCCAGCUGCAGAGAGCAGCAGCAGCAGCUCCUCAGCAGCAGCAGAAGCAGCAGAACAGGGUGGCGCUGCAGCAACUGACACAGAAACGCGAGAAGUAGCAGAGGAGGCAGCAAGCGAUGAAGAGAUAGAAGAUCUAGAACAACUGAAGUCGCAGCUUGCUGCUGCUCUUGAGACAGCGAAGACUUUAAAAGAAAAUAAUGCGGAGCUCAAAGACAAAUUGCUGCGCUGUCUGGCUGAGCAAGAAAACGCAAGAAUUCGCCUAGCUAAAGAGGCUGCGUCGGCGAGGGACUACGCAAUAUCUUCCUUUGCAAAGGCUUUGUUAGAUGUUGGAGAUUCUCUUACUAACGCGAGGCAGCAGCUUGAGCAGCAGCUAGAAAAGCUGCAGCAGCAGCAGCAGCAGCAGCAACAGCAGCAGCAGCAGCAGCAGAGUUUGGAGCAGCUGAAGCAGUUCGUUGAUGGUAUUUCCUUAACCGACAAUCUCUUUCACAAAACUUUAGAAAGGUUCGGGGUGGAGUCAUACGACCCGAUGGGGGAGAAAUUCGACCCAGCUCUUCAUGAGGCUCUCUUUGAGAUGGACGGGCCGAGCGAUAAGAAGGGCAGGGUCGCGCAGGUGGUGCAGCGAGGCUACAAAAUAAAAGACCGAAUCCUCAGAGCAGCAAAAGUUGGAGUUGUCAAACCCUAA